GAUGACAUUGUAUAUGACAUGGUAGAAUGGCAGCAAAGUGAAAACCACAAUCUAACCUUAUUUUGUCGACGAAACUAAAUUAAUAUGAGUGAAAAGAAAGAAAAACAUGACAAAAACGAGGAGGUUGAAGAACAAGAAGAACAACCUGAAGAAAUAGUAAUUGAGAGAGAACCACCACAAGGUUCAACGGACGAAGAGAAACAAUAUUGGCUCAGAAGAUUGCCGAUACGGCAGGGUUGUUUUGAUUCUCCUAUAGACUUAAAUCUUGUAAAUUGCAUACCUAUUUCGUUGCCUAAAUUAGAGUGGGUAAACUUUGAUGCUAUUCCGAAGAAAACUAAACUAACAAAUUCAGGACACACCAUAAUAUUUAGUGCGAAAUGGCUUGGCGAGAGGCCGUACAUCUAUGCCGGACCGUUUACUGCGAAAUAUGUUUUUUCCAAUUUCCAUCUACAUUGGGGAGAAAAUGCACAAGAAGGAAGCGAACAUACGGUAGAUGGUGGAAAUUUUCCAGCUGAACUGCACGUCGUGUUCUUUAAGAGUAGUUAUUUAACGCAGGAAGCAGCUUUAAAGGAGCAGGACGGCUGCGCAACGCUAGCCUAUUUGAUUCAAUUACAAGAGAUGGAAAAUCCUGGAUUUCAAGUCAUCAUAGACUCCUUGAGGGACAUUGCUAUAGCGGGAACGUCUAAAAGAAUUGCGAAUGUAUGCGUGUUAAGAUUAUUUAGGAAAUUCUUGGAUGACUAUUAUCUAUAUUGGGGUUCAGUAAGUACCUACAGUUGUCUGCAUUUUAUUCUAUGGUUGGUCACAAGGAAACCUAUAGGAAUAUCUAACGAACAGUUAAAUUGUCUGCGUAAUAUUUUGGAUCACCAAGGAUCUCAGCUCGUUAAAAACUUCAGAAAAGUACAACCUCUAUGCGAUAGAAGCGUUUUUCUCGUCAAUCCUUGUCCAUCUAAGUAUGCAACGCUUUUACCAAUCACUCAUGACACUUACUUACAAUAUCAUGUGUCGGAAGUUUUUUAUUAUAAAGAUAUUGGUGCGAUAAGUAAAUUACUUAAAGAGUUUUUGGAAGAUACGCAAUCGAUUUCGCAAUAUUCAGAAACGAACGAACUUACAGAAAAAUCCGUUGAUAGUGAUGAAGAUGAAACUCAAAAUGAAUACUCUUGUGAUAAUUAAUUUAUAAAAUCUUAUAAAUAAAUAAAUA
This is a messenger RNA of Psylliodes chrysocephalus, 1198 nucleotides long. NCBI's taxonomy places the organism in Eukaryota, Metazoa, Arthropoda, Insecta, Coleoptera, Chrysomelidae. The record is from the annotation of a GenBank genome assembly.